This is a messenger RNA of Erinaceus europaeus (western European hedgehog), 4869 nucleotides long. RefSeq names its product RAS guanyl releasing protein 1 (gene RASGRP1). Gene Ontology annotation, cellular component: plasma membrane. The coding region runs from base 195 to 2588 and encodes 797 amino acids. Gene Ontology annotation, molecular function: guanyl-nucleotide exchange factor activity; calcium ion binding. The transcript is spliced from 17 exons. Lineage: Eukaryota; Metazoa; Chordata; Mammalia; Eulipotyphla; Erinaceidae. The record is from RefSeq and is a predicted model, not a curated record. Gene Ontology annotation, biological process: Ras protein signal transduction; positive regulation of GTPase activity.
CUGGGAGCAACGGGAGCGCUCUCACAAAGUUUGCAUCCGCGGGUGCGCCAGGCUAGGGCUCGCCUGGCUGAGGGCGGCUGGUGGGCUGCCGGGGCGCGGGCCCGGGAGGCUGCGUGGAGGCGGCGGUGGAGGCGAUGAUCCGCGCCCCGCUGAGCUCGUCCCGCUGCGCUGGGUGAACCCGCGCAGCCGCUGCCAUGGGCACUCUAGGCAAAGCGAGAGAGGCUCCGCGGAAACUGCCCCAUGGAUGCAGAGCUGCCCCCAAAGCAAAACUAGAGGCCCAGCCAGGUACUGGCAGCCCCUGCCCCACCCACCCCAGCUUGGUCCAGAUCACCCAGUUCCGAAUGAUGGUAUCUUUGGGCCACUUUGCCAAAGGAGCCAGCCUGGAUGAUCUCAUCGACAGCUGCAUUCAGUCCUUUGAUGCAGAUGGAAACCUGUGUCGAAGCAACCAGCUGUUGCAAGUCAUGCUGACCAUGCACCGCAUCAUUAUCUCCUCUGCGGAGCUGCUCCAGAAAGUCAUCUCCCUUUAUAAGGAUGCCUUGGCAAAAAAUUCACCAGGGCUUUGUCUGAAGAUCUGCUAUUUUGUAAGAUACUGGAUAACAGAGUUCUGGAUCAUGUUUAAAAUGGAUGCCAGCUUGACUAACACUAUGGAGGAAUUUCAGGAACUGGUGAAAGUCCAUGGGGAGGAGGUACACUGCCACCUGAUUGACACAACCCAAAUCAAUGCCCGCGAUUGGUCCAGGAAACUUACUCAGAGGAUAAAAUCAAACACCAGCAAGAAACGGAAAGUGUCUCUGCUCUUUGACCACCUGGAACCAGAAGAGCUCUCUGAGCACCUCACCUACCUCGAAUUCAAGUCCUUCCGAAGGAUAUCGUUCUCAGAUUAUCAGAAUUACCUGGUGAAUAGCUCCGUGAAGGAGAACCCCAUGAUGGAGCGGUCCAUCGCCCUGUGCAACGGCAUCUCCCAGUGGGUGCAGCUGAUGGUUCUCAGCCGCCCCACCCCACAGCUUCGUGCUGAAGUCUUCAGCAAGUUCAUCCAGGUGGCCCAGAAGCUCCACCAGCUCCAGAACUUCAAUACAUUGAUGGCUGUGAUUGGCGGGUUGUGCCACAGCUCCAUCUCUAGACUCAAGGAGACAAGUUCUCAUGUCCCUCAUGAAAUCAAUAAGGUCCUGGGGGAGAUGACAGAACUGCUGUCCUCCUGCAGAAACUAUGACAAUUACCGGCGCGCUUAUGGGGAGUGCACCCACUUCAAGAUUCCCAUCCUGGGCGUGCACCUCAAGGACCUCAUCUCCUUGUAUGAAGCCAUGCCUGACUACCUGGAGGACAGAAAGGUUAAUGUCCACAAGCUGCUGGCCCUCUACAACCACAUCAAUGAGCUAGUCCAGCUGCAAGAGGUGGCCCCACCCCUGGAGGCCAACAAGGACCUUGUGCACCUGCUGACGUUAUCCCUAGAUCUCUACUACACUGAAGAUGAAAUUUAUGAGCUCUCCUAUGCCCGGGAGCCAAGGAACCAUAAAGCUCCACCCUUAACCCCUUCAAAGCCACCAGUUGUUGUGGACUGGGCCUCUGGAGUCUCACCCAAGCCAGACCCAAAGACCAUAAGCAAACAUGUACAGAGGAUGGUGGAUUCUGUUUUCAAGAAUUACGAUCAUGACCAAGAUGGAUACAUUUCUCAGGAAGAGUUUGAAAAGAUUGCUGCGAGUUUUCCAUUUUCCUUCUGUGUGAUGGACAAAGACAGGGAAGGCCUCAUCAGCAGAGAUGAGAUCACAGCCUACUUCAUGAGAGCCAGCUCAAUCUACUCCAAGUUGGGCCUGGGCUUUCCUCACAACUUUCAAGAGACCACCUACCUGAAGCCUACUUUCUGUGACAACUGUGCUGGAUUUCUCUGGGGAGUCAUCAAACAAGGAUAUCGAUGCAAAGACUGUGGGAUGAACUGCCACAAACAGUGCAAAGAUCUGGUUGUGUUUGAAUGCAAGAAGAGAGGCAAGAAUGCAGCAGCUUCCACAGAGAACAGCACUUCUGUAGGGCCAGCAUCCCACCUCUAUUCACUGGGAGCCAAAGAACUGCUCCAUGCACCAGAUGAAGCCCCUUUUCUGUCCCCUAAUGGUGAGGUCAUGGAGCACAGCGAGAGCAAGGAUCGGACUAUCAUGCUCAUGGGAGUGUCCUCACAGAAGAUUUCUGUCCAGCUGAAGAGGACUGUUGCUCACAAAGCCACGCAGACAGAGUCACUGUCUUGGCUUGGCAGCGAAGGCCACUCAUCUUCCUAUGUGCUUUCUUCCCCACGGAAGACAGCCCAGGAUACUCUCUAUGUGCUCCCCAGUCCCACCUCUCCAUGCCCCAGCCCAGUCUUGAUCAGGAAGCGGGCUUUCGUCAAGUGGGAGAAUAAAGAAUCCUUCAUCAAAUCAAAGGAGGAGCUCUGUCACCUCAGACUCCCGACCUACCAGGAGCUGGAGCAGGAAAUAAAUACCCUGAAAGCAGAUAACGAUGCUCUAAAGACCCAACUGAAGCAUGCACAAAAGAAAAUUGAAACCCUCCAGCUUUCAAGAAGCAAUCACAUUUUGGCUCAAUUGGAGCAGGGUGAUUGUCCUUAGCUCAGAAACUUGAAAGGCACAGUCUAUAGAUGAGCAUACUAGAGAUCACAUUUCCUAAAAUAAUUAGCAUAAAGACCUGGGGAGCUCUGGACAGGCUGACUCGAAAGGGACACUUCUUUAAAGAACCAGUUAUUCUUUUUUCCUUUAACCUAAGAUUCCUAAUGUGCAGUAUUACUUUCUAAUCAGUUGAAUCAACGGUGAAGGGGAGCUGAUGAAAUGCAAAAUUUUGCCAAUCAUGUAGCAAGAGUCUCCUAACAAGGUAGCUUCUCACAUGUGGCCUACCUGGCUGCUGCUUGUUUAGAAAAUUCCUGAAAAAUGAGUUUGUUUUCUUCCCUGGGUCUUCGAUGAACUGAGUAUUUACUCUGAUCUAUCCAAAGCUUAUUACAGAGAAAUACCUAUGUUCCAAAAGUAGAUAGUCUUCCUCUCUAUCCCAGAAUUCUUUAUGAGUCUGAUUCCUGUAUUACUACCUCAGAUUUAAUCAACUAGCCCCCUUGCCCCAUCUGUGUGAGGAUGCUUACCUAGAAGUGAACGUCUAGAUAGCAGUCACACACAUUUAGGAGCCUAUUAAACAACAUGACAUCCAGUUGCAAGUCAACAGUUUUAGUCUCAGUCAUAAUAAGUAACUAAACUAAUGGAAACCACGGCUACUGCCAUCUCAUACAUGACUGGCUAAGUAAAGUAUACACAGCAUAAGUACAAUUGUAUGAAUAUUAAAAAGUAGGUAGAAUUAGGAAUUUAGGGCUUAAAAAUAGACUGAAGUCUUUAAUUCUGUUCAUGUUUGUCAUUUUUUUAAGUAACAGUUUCUCAAGUUCUUUUUGAAUUAAAUUUGUGCUUCAAAUAUUGCCAUUUUAGUAAUACUUAGAAAUAUAAGCCAAUUGGACCAGAGGCUUCAAUAGUACCUGGCAGUGUGUACAUAUAGUAUGUAUAUAUGAUACCAGGCAUGCAUGUGGCUUGGAACUUUGUUUCCUCAUUCAUACGAUGUGGAAGUGAAUUAAACUACUAUUAGUCAUUUACACUAAUUUGCAAAUACAAAAUUCAGUUUGUUAUGAGAUGAAAUUCCUUACAACAUGAAGUGUACUGUUUGCCAGAAUCACAAGUGUCCUGUGAGUGCUCUACUAAUGGAAGCUAAUGGUAAAUGGGUUCAGUAAGUGUACUGGGCAACUGUUCACAGACUUAUUGUCAGCCUAUUUUUCUCAAAAAAAUAAAUAAUAAUUUCAUCAAUUUCCUACUGGGGAGAACCUACUUUACAUAUAUGGAAAGCCUAAUCCACCAAGCUGACUAGAAAUUCACACACAGCUGACCAAUUGCCAAGAAUACAAUCUGAACAAUCAAACAUUCCAAACCUAAAACUAGCAACACCAAGUCUUAAUCAGAAUAUAGAGUAUAGAAACUUUUUGGAGGAGUCAGAUCAUUCCUUUCACUUAAGAAGUAUCUUUGAUGAAGAACAGUUUGCAACUGCAUACCUCCUUGUGUUGAGUUUUAUUCUUACUGUUUUUAAAAACUCACUUUAUGUAGCUUACCCUUUUCUAAAUCUACUCAGAAAGACCUACAGCAGAGUUGCUUACCACCUGUUAUACAGAUUUACAAAAGCACUUUAACUACUUUCCUUAUAUGGAACAAACAUGAGAUUAUAACAAAUGUUCACAUGCAUAUUCUAUUAUUUGCUGAUAGUAAUCAAAGAUGGUGGCGCUCAAUGUCUUUAAACAUAGUCAUGUAACAACACACUAUUAGUCUCUGUGACCUCCAUCCAAAACAAACCCCAACUCAGCUUCUGUGUAAGUAUCACUAAUCUAAAGGAAUUCAAAGAGUCAGUCAGUCAAAUUAACAUGGUAAGAAGGGUCUCAAGCAUUUCAGAAUAUAUCACUGAAAUGAACAGGAAUAAUAGUUUAACAACCAUUUUAGAGUCCAUCGAAAGUCAAAGAAGUACAAUGUGUAAAUAUGUGCUAAGCUACAUGUCAUUAGUGGAAUCUACAGAAAUAACUUGCAACAAUUUUUUGGCUCAUAAAUCUUAAGAAACAAACUUUUGUGUCUUGUACUGACUUGAAAUGUUUGAGUAUAUAUAACAGACAAAGGUUGUUUUCUUUACAACAAUGUUUCAUUAUUCUUACUUAGGUAACAGGCUUGCCUUUUUACUGACCAUUUGUGAAUUUGUCUUUUAAAAUGUGUAAUGUAAAAGAAGUGCAAGAAAAAGCAAAUGUACAGAUUGUAAAUUUUGAUACCUAAUGCAAGUUUUCUUUGUGUAAUAUUUAUAUGAUAAAAGACAUUAGGAUCUCUACUACAA